Phaedon cochleariae (mustard beetle) is the source of this 4403-nucleotide messenger RNA. The record is from the annotation of a GenBank genome assembly. NCBI's taxonomy places the organism in Eukaryota, Metazoa, Arthropoda, Insecta, Coleoptera, Chrysomelidae.
UAUUAAUGCAAACCAUCCCAAACAAUCACUCGCGCACCUUUUAUAAAUAGAGGACAUGUCGCCGCUCGAAGGGAAUGAAAAGUUUUCAGUGUUUUCGGCAUUUUCGGACGCCUGCAAGUUAAAAAUAGUGCGUGCGUAUUUCGCGAUUUUUUUAUGGUCACCAUUGUCGCAGUUUUCUUCGGCAUCAAUGAAAGGCAGAUUUUCUCAGGGGAGAAUUUCGAGGGCUGCUAAAAGAAUCUGAGACAAUAGUGAAAAUUAAUUCACCAAGAUGAAUUUGAUGUUCAGAAAAAACUUCCGGGAGCAAAAAUCCGGAUGUUUGGUGGGCAAGGGAACGAAAAGCCCGGUGGGACGUCAUACAAGUAAGAGAACUAGUAGAGAGGCAGGAUAUACAGCUAUGGAGGAGCAUCACUAUAGAACGCACUUAUUUUUUAGUCCACCACGAUGUAGUUUCAGUCCGGACGAAGAAGAUGGUCUUGGUAGCCCAGGUAAUGCCAUUAGAAUGCAAAGUGCUAGAUUAUGUCAAGAGCCGCGCUGCGGGCCGCUGACGGGGGCGGGCGGCGAGCCGCUGCCGAUGCAGUCGUCCAUCUCGCCCGCGAUGACGGAGUCCGAUCUGCCGCAGCCGCUGCUCGUCCGCGCUCCGGAGGCGGGACUGAUGCGGUGGCCGCCGGGGCAGACCGGCAUGGGGGCCUCGCAGAAGAGCACGCCCGUCAGGCAGGUUAGUUUCAACUACGGAAACGAUGGUGACAACUCCAGAUCUCUCUCAGGUCUGGAUAAGGAUUGCUUUAUUAUUCCUGUCCACAGUUUGGAUAGGUUCUUACCAGAUGGGGUUCCAAUGCCAAAACCCCCUCCUGCAUUCGGAAACUCGUUAGAAAAAAAAGGAAACUUGCAUGUGAUGGAGGUGCCCGAUCCCAAAUUAUGCGUCUUAUGUCACCUGAUGAGCCCUUUAGAGCCCAUAGAUCCUAUAUUAGAAUCUCCCCUGGUGCAGCCUCUUUUCAAACAGAGGGUGUCUGCGGGAGAGUUAGUUAAUGAAGUUGCCCAAGCCAAAACGGCUGUAACCGGAAUGUUGCUAGCCAAUAUGGAAAGGAAUGUUGAAUUCCCAUUCAUUACAUACUAUGUGAUAAACACGUCACAAACGAAUCCUGUGAUGUUCUACAAUAAUUUACGUACUGCCAGUUUGACCAAAUUCGAUCCGAGAUCGACAAGAUAUACCGCAGCUCAUACGCUGGACCUCUACACCGAAGUUGCCUCGAUAUGUCGACCUCCCAUCCACGAAAUUGGCAUCCCUCUACCCAAAGUACAUACGACUUCUACUGGAUACAUGGUAUCGAUAUUCAAAGUGUUUGAAGGAGAUGACAGAGAGAAAUUCGAAAGGAAUUGGUUGUACUGGACAGGUGCCAGGAUGAUUUACCGAUACCUGCCAGCGGCAGCAGGGUUGCGAAGAAUAUCUCUCCAUAAAUCUCUGAGUCCCAAGGGUGACAAGAUGUAUAUUUUAUUAUGUGAAUGUGCAAAUUUGCUGUCUGAUGUGGCUGUUUGCGCUCUCAUAUUACCAGCUUUGAGAGCAAGAUUGACUGGAUACACGGGAAUUUUUAGACCAUUACAAACAUUUUGACAUGUUAAAAAUUCAUGAGCUUGACGACCAACCAACAAUCAAUACCUAAACCAUAAAAUUUCAAAUCACAGCAAGUGACAUUAUGAGAAAAAAAUAAACUUUUGUUUCAACAAUGCAGAUGACAGUAAUUUUGUAUGAGAUUUAUGAGAUUAAGUAGGUAGUCUAUUUUUUUAUUUCUAUUAAUCCUGAAUCUUUUGGCAUUAAUUCAGAUUUUAUUCCUCAGCCAAUUUUGUGAUUUAGUUCUAAACAAACCAGAAUAUCCAGUUCAAGUAUGGGGUGUUUUUCUCAACCCUUAAAAUAAUAUGCGGUGUAUUAAAAAAAACAUAUUUCUUGGUUCACUAUCACUUGGUCGGUGGAAGAUUGUUUUCUCAAUUCAUUUUCAUGAUUUUUGGCCAAACUGUGGUAAGAAACUAUGUUUAGAUAUCGAAGUUAAAGAAACAAUGCAUCUUAUCUCCGAAAUAGCAAUUUUACAGGAGAUGAAGAAAACUGGAUGAAAACGAGCUAUUCUGUUAUUCACUGAUAUACGAGGUAUUCGUUGAAGUCAAUUUGAAGAAGUCAAUAUCAACCUUUAACAUACGAGUUACUAAUGUACACUCGUCUUCAGCAAACAUGUCGCGGUUGGACGGUGUAAACGCUCCUAUUGCAGCAGUAAUUUAGAGAACACACACUGUCCAUGUGCGACAUGUGACGAGUGUACAUAGGCACAUCAAGUUUGUAUGAUGAACACAUUUUCAGUAAAAAUUGAGAUACAAAGUAUUGUUUCUGAAGCGUCAGUUUAUAGCAAUAAAAGAUGUUGAAUUGUUGCUGUUUGAGUAAACUUUUUUUAAAGAAGAAAUUCAAACAUACUUGAACUGAGAUCAAAAGAAUGUAGAAACACUGUUUUUGUGAUGUUUCCAAUAAUUUGUACAUAAAAGCUUUACGGCUUCCCUGUUCAGUAGCAAUAAUAUGUCAGAAUAUUCGAGUAUGCAAAAAUUCGCUUGAAAUUCUGUUCUACUAGAUAUACCGGGUGUCCCAUAGCUUUUAGGAGAGCAAAAACAAUACUUGACAAUAAAAUGUGAGAUAUUCGGGGUGAAAUGCUCCUUGAAGUAGUUAUUUUAAAUCAACCUCCUGCCAAACAAUUCACUAGAAUCCAGCCCUAACUUCCGGUAUGGGAUUUGCACCAAUUGUUUAUUUUCAGUUCAUAUCUUAACUUCGCUCGUCAUUAAAUCAACGAUAUACCGAGUGACACAGGAGUUCAUGGAACCAAAAACAAUUCUUACUAUUCCUGACAUUUAUGUGUGACAGGCAUGUUACAAUCGAUAUGGUAGACGUUUCAGAACAAAUGAUUGAGAACUUCUAAUCAUCAUUUCAUUAUUUCCAAAAAAUAUUAAAAAACAAAUGUAUUACAUCACAUUUAAAAUGUAGUAGGUAUAGGUAUAAUAAUAAUUCUAGUAAUGAUUAUAAUAAUUGAUAUGUUAUAUGAUCUCUAUAUGGAUGACAUGACAAACUUCAGAAGAAUAAAUGCAGUUUUUUUUGAAUUUUUUGGUAGUGAUAUUAUAUAUGUCUCGUUAGCAUUUCAUUGUAAAGUAAUAAUUCAUUGUAAUGCAUCUCUUUCCAAAUUCAAAUUUGAUUUUAAUGAGGGCAAACAUGUCUACUGUCUAGUCUGGUUGAAUGUGAAUGUAUGUAUAUUACCAUUAAUUUUAAAAUUCAAAUUGGAAUUUUUAUAAUUGUGUUUGACUGAAUGAAUGGAUGUUAAUAUUUUAAAUAUAUAUAUUUAUAUAUACAGGGUGAUUCAGGUUUUAAGGCACAAACUGAAAUGGAAGAUAGAUCUCAUCAUUUUAAUCAAAAAAGUUUAUAUAAACAUUAGUCCGAUCUCGUUCAAUAGCGGAGCUACAGGGGGUCAAAGCUGAAUUAUUUUCUUCUAUUAGUUGAAAUAUCUCGCUUACUUUUCAAGAUAUCAUUUUGAAAUUCGGUGUGGUCAAUACUUCCUAGAAGAUGAUCAUUUCAAGGCAUCUAAAGAUUUUCAAAAUCUACAGGGUGAUACGUUUAUGGGGGUAGACGCUUCCUUAUUCCCCCCAAACUUUUCCGUAAUACGCCUCUGGCAUCUUUCAGUGAUCAAACUAUGUGCAUCGUUCAAUUUAAAGGCUCUUUUUGCUCUUCAAGUUUUUCCGAGAAACGAACCGUUUUUGAGAUAAAUCCGCAUAUACGUUCUAAAACAUGUUAAUUUUGCCUGUUUCGCUUAAAUUUUAUUCAACUGAAAAAAACCUUGACUUUUUACCCUCUGUAUCCCCAAUACUGAUCCAGAUUGGACUUGUGAUUGCAAUUUUAGUGAGUACAUUUCAUUGCAUUUUCAACGAAAAUAAAAUGUAAGUGAAACAUAGGCAAAAUUAACAUGUUUUAGAACGUACAUGCUUAUUUAUCUCAGAGCCGGUUUGUUUCUCCAGAAAGAGAGAAAAAGCCUGUAAAUUGAACGAUCCACACACUGAAAUCACUGAAAGAUGCCAGAGGCGUACUACGAAAAAGUUUGGGCUACCCCCAAAAACGUAUCUCCCUGUAGAUUUUGAAAAUCUUCAAAUGGCUUGAAAUGAUGAUCUUCUAGAAAGUAUUGACCACAUCAAAUUUCGAAACGAUAUCUUGAAAAGUAAGCAAGAUAUUUCAAUUGAUAGAAAAAAAUAAUUAAACUUUGGCCCCCUGUAGCUCCGCUAAUAAACGAGAUCGGACUUAUGUUUAUAUAAACUUUUUUGAUCAAAAUGAUGAGAUGUAUCUCCCAUUUCAGUUUGUGCCUUAAAAUCUGAAUCACCCUGUAUAUAUAUAU